AUGUUGCCAAGCGCCGUGCACAAUGUGAGCCUGGUUUACGCCCUGGUGUGGACCAUCGACAACUACUAUGGCACCGCGACGAGCACCCCACUGGCGGUGGUGCAGUUCGCCACCAGUGCGGAGAGUCGGGGACUCCACAACGACCUGAUUGACGCCGCCCUGGGCAGGUCCUCGGGCACGGGGAGGAUCCAGUUCGUGCUGGAGGAUGAUCGCGUGGAGAGCGCGGAGGCCACGAAGGAGCUGCCUCCGCCGAGCGGAUUGACCGGCAGACCCAUGGCCAUUUGGUUCCUAGACAGCCUGCGAUCAUACUUCAGGUUGGAGAUGUACCUCAGCCAGCUGGGCAGUCCCUACAAACGGAACGGCUUCUUUGUGGUGGUCUACACCGGAGUGGAGGAUCGGCCCAUGGAGUCGGUGAAGAUCAUGUUCCGGCGGCUGCUCAACAUGUAUGUGCUGAAUGUGAACGUGUUCCUGCAGAGGGAGGGAACGGUCCAGCUGUACACCUACUAUCCCUAUGGACCGCAUCGCUGUCAGUCCUCGCUGCCGGUUUACUACACCGCCUUCCAGGAUUUGCCGCCGCCGGCGACGGGAUACGGACUGACCAAGCCGCUCUUCCCCAGCAAGCUGGCCAACCUGCAUGGCUGUCCCCUGGUGGUCGUCACCUUCGACCACCGGCCGUAUGUGAUCAUCGAGGAUGAUCCCGAGGUGCCGGGCGGCAGGAUCAUGCGCGGCAUCGAGGGCAUGAUCUUCCGUGCCCUGGCCGAGCGGAUGAACUUCACCCUCAAAAUGGUGGAGCGACAGGACAAGGACCGCGGCCAGAUCCUGCCAGAUGGAAAUUUCACGGGCAUUCUCAAAAUGAUGGUCGAUGGCGAGGCAAAUAUGACGUUCGUGUGCUUCAUGUACAACAAGGCGCGUUCGGAUGUGAUGCUGCCCAGCAUUUCCUACACGAGCUUUCCGAUUGUCCUGGUGAUUCCGGGCGGUGGAUCGAUGACGCCCAUGCAGCGCCUGACCCGCCCCUUCCGUUACAUCAUUUGGUCCUGUGUCCUGGCCAGCCUGCUCCUCGGCCUCCUGAUCAUUGCCCUGCUGCGGAUCAGUGCUGUGCCGCGUAGGCUGCGGAACCUGGUGCUGGGCCGGCACAACAAUGGUCCGUGCCUGGCCAUGUGGAACAUCCUGCUGGGCGGCCUGGCGCUUUUCAAUCCGCGCAGGAACUUCGCCCGGUACCUCCUGCUCAUGUGGCUGCUGCAAACCCUGAUCCUUCGGGCCGCCUACACGGGCCAGAUGUUCCUCCUGCUGCAGGACGUGGAGGUGCGAUCGCCGCUGCAGACGCUCUCCGAGGUGCUGGCCAAGGGCUACGAGUUCCACUUGCUGCCCACCUUGCAGAUCGUCUUCCACGACUCGAUGCCCAGCACCCAUGUCCGGGUGGUCACCACGCAAGAGGCCUCACUGUACCGCCUGCGGGACGAGGAGGAUCCGGGCAUUGCGGUGCCGGUGCUGCAGCCCACCGCCUACCAGUUCGACUACCGCUCGGGGCCAGGGGCCAGGCACCUGACCACCCUGCCCGAGCCCCUGAUGACCGCCCCCCUCACCCUCUACAUGCGACCGCACUCCUACCUGAAGCGCCGCAUCGACCGCCUGCUCAUCGCCAUGAUGUCCUCGGGCAUUGUCUACCGAUACCGCCGCAUGUACCUGGACCGCAUCGAACGGCUGGCCAAGGUAAGGAACAUGGAACCGAGUCCACUGACCAUCUGGCGACUCGGCGGCGUCUUUGUCUGCUGUGCCGCCCUCCAGCUGCUGGCCACCCUCGUCUUUGGCCUGGAGCUUUUUUCCAGGAGGCAUCCGCGGUUACGCAGCACUCUGAAUGCCAUCAAUCGGUACACGGCAUAG
Messenger RNA from Drosophila rhopaloa, 1881 nucleotides. RefSeq lists its product as uncharacterized. The record is from RefSeq and is a predicted model, not a curated record. Gene Ontology annotation, molecular function: glutamate-gated receptor activity. The transcript is spliced from 2 exons. Lineage: Eukaryota; Metazoa; Arthropoda; Insecta; Diptera; Drosophilidae. Gene Ontology annotation, cellular component: membrane. The coding region runs from base 1 to 1881 and encodes 626 amino acids.